AAGAUGAAACCCAUAUACAUCCAAAACCAUACAAUAUUUUCAAAGCGCCUCUCUCUCUCUCUCUCAGCUACUAUAUCCUUGUGUGCAAGGUUUUCAUGAGUGAAUGAUCUAUCUCUCAUCUCUCCAAUCUCCAUGUCGGAGGAUGAUCAGAUGUCGAAGCCGAAUGAUCCAACGAAUACAAUUAAGAAAGCGGAUGGUAGUAGUGGUGAGAUUCUUCUUGUUGAUCAGGUACCAGAAGAUCAAGAAGAAGAGUGCAAAACUCCAACCUCAAGCGAUCACAAGAUACCGACCAGUCAAAGUUGUCCACCGACCCCAAGGAAGAAGCCUCAUGUUUUCUUGCACAAGAGGAAGAUUUCGGAAUUAUCCUUCUUUGAAGCUACAAGGCGUGAUCAGAUAGAGGUUUUUUUUCGAUCGCCUUCUUGUGAUGAGGUUUCUAGUACUUCAGUGAAGAAGAAGAGGAGCAGAAGUUACUGAUCAAAUAUCAUGUAUGUUUUCUUGCACAAGAGGAAGAUUUCGGAAUUAUCCUUCUUUGAAGCUACAAGGCGUGAUCAGGUAGAGGUUUUCUUUCAAUCGCAUCCUUGUGAUGAGGUUUCUAGUACUUCAGUGAAGAGGAGGAGGAGCAGAAGUUACUGAUCAAAUAUAUAUAUAUCCACACACAUAUACACGUAUGUACUAUGUACCUUGUUUUUACUUAUUAGGUGAAGCAAAAUUAAUUUCCAGGCAUGUCUUGUAUAACUAGAGGGCCAAUUAACAUCGUACAUAUGAUGUGAUAUAUAUAUAUAUAUAUAUAUAUAUAUAUGUAUGUAUAUAUAGGUCUAGUACUGAGACUCUACACAAUAAUUAAGUGCUGCUUGAUGUCAUUAUCAAAUAUAAUUCAUGGUUAAUUAGCUCUAGUAUUGUAUAUUUCUCUAUUUAUGGCAUCCAAGAGUAGUGUUGAAAGGUGCUUAUGUGUAGUUUUGAUUCAUGGUGUUCAUAUAUAUACAAAUUUAUUCA
Tripterygium wilfordii is the source of this 993-nucleotide messenger RNA. Its product is annotated as cyclin-dependent protein kinase inhibitor SMR4-like. The coding region runs from base 133 to 474 and encodes 113 amino acids. The transcript has a single exon. The record is from RefSeq and is a predicted model, not a curated record. Lineage: Eukaryota; Viridiplantae; Streptophyta; Magnoliopsida; Celastrales; Celastraceae. Gene Ontology annotation, biological process: regulation of DNA endoreduplication.